This is a messenger RNA of Choloepus didactylus (southern two-toed sloth), 1055 nucleotides long. It is a transcript of the gene NDUFS8, whose product is annotated as NADH:ubiquinone oxidoreductase core subunit S8. Gene Ontology annotation, molecular function: NADH dehydrogenase activity; 4 iron, 4 sulfur cluster binding. Gene Ontology annotation, cellular component: membrane. The record is from RefSeq and is a predicted model, not a curated record. Gene Ontology annotation, biological process: mitochondrial respiratory chain complex I assembly; mitochondrial electron transport, NADH to ubiquinone. The coding region runs from base 335 to 991 and encodes 218 amino acids. The transcript has 7 exons. NCBI's taxonomy places the organism in Eukaryota, Metazoa, Chordata, Mammalia, Pilosa, Megalonychidae.
UCCAGAAGGACGUUCGCUGCAGGGAAAGGAACUGAGGAUUACUUGAGUCUUUAACGAGUGGCCAGAAGGGGAGGGCUUGCGAGGCCAGGGUUGGCCCCACCUCCCAGUGUCCAGCCCAAGGGCACUUGCUGCGACUGAGCUGUGGAUUCUCACCUGUUAAAUGGGGACGCCUCUAGCACCUCCCUCGAAGGGCUCUCAUAGGGACGAGAUGAUGGCACAUGGGAAACCAUUAGUGUAGCACCUGGCCCCAGGUCAGCUCACAAAAGAUGCUGGUUUGGGAAGAUGAAUAGCAGAGGGGGGAGGUAGGAGGCAGGAGCACCAGUCGGGAGGAGGGAUGAUUGCAAAGACUUCUUCGGAGAUGCGCUGCCUGAGUACGCCGGGGCUGCUGCGGGCACUGGCCCAGGCCGCAUGCACAGGACGUCCCAGUGGCCGGAGCCUCCACCGCAGCACUGCGGCAGCCACCUACAAGUACGUGAACAUGAAGGAGUUGAAGAUGGACAUGAGGUCAGCAACUGACCAGGCUGCGCAGACCCUGAUGUGGACUGAGCUCAUCCGAGGCCUGGGCAUGACCCUGAGCUACCUGUUCCGGGAGCCGGCCACCAUCAACUACCCGUUUGAGAAGGGCCCGCUGAGCCCUCGCUUUCGUGGGGAGCACGCCCUGCGCCGGUACCCGUCUGGGGAGGAGCGCUGCAUCGCCUGCAAGCUCUGCGAGGCGGUCUGCCCCGCCCAGGCCAUCACCAUCGAGGCAGAGCCGCGGGCGGACGGCAGCCGCCGGACCACCCGCUACGACAUCGACAUGACCAAGUGCAUCUACUGCGGCUUCUGCCAGGAGGCCUGCCCUGUGGACGCCAUCGUGGAGGGCCCCAACUUUGAGUUCUCCACGGAGUCACACGAGGAGCUGCUGUACAACAAGGAGAAGCUGCUCAACAACGGGGACAAGUGGGAGGCCGAGAUUGCCGCCAACAUCCAGGCUGACUACCUGUACCGGUGACGCACCCCCCACGGCCUGCUGCCCUUAGUCCCUGCUGCCCAAAUAAAACAGCUCUGACCCCUCA